AUGUCUGUUCCACUUACCAAGGUCGACUCUGCCAUCGCUGGCUUGUCUAUAGACGAUAAAGCCCCCGAAUCUACCGAGAAGGAGGUCUCCAAGGACACGAAGGGCCAUAGGCGUGCUUCUUCGACGGCUGCCGAAGGUGUCUGGAACAUCAAGGAUCUCGAGGAACAGAAGAUUGAAAUCACUCUCCCCAUUGAAACCCAGAAGACUGGGUGGAAACUCAACACCAAUCCGUCAAAAGUCGAGGACAAGGAUAUCCUCAAGCUCUUCCUCACCAACCCACCGGUCAAGAAGAUUGACCUGGACUUCCCCCUGGGCCUCCACGUCACCGCCCGGAACUUGAAAGGCGUCACAAUCAAGGACGCAUUAGAUGCAAUCUACAAGCAAUUCAAGAAGAAGGCCGAUGACGAGUUGGACCACCCCUACCUCGCUGGUUUCGAGUGGGACAAGGACGAGUCAUGGACACGUCUGGUCGUUCACCAGAAGAACGAGAACACCGCACAACAGCCCAGCACCAAGAAGUCCAAGAAGAAGGCAAAGGAAGAAGCCGCUAUGGCAUAA
Molecule: messenger RNA, 558 nt
Organism: Penicillium atrosanguineum
Lineage: Eukaryota; Fungi; Ascomycota; Eurotiomycetes; Eurotiales; Aspergillaceae
Exons: 4
Coding region: 1-558 (185 amino acids)
Source: RefSeq, a predicted model, not a curated record